AUGGGGAAGGACCAGGAACUGCUGGAAGCUGCUCGCACUGGGAAUGUGGCUUUGGUGGAGAAACUCCUGGCUGGCAGGAAAGGAGGGCUUCUGGGCAGUGGAUCUGGACCCAUUCCUUUAUCCAACUUGCUGAGCAUUUGGCGAGGACCAAAUAUAAACUGCACAGAUAGUUCGGGGUAUACUGCUUUACACCAUGCAGCCUUGAAUGGACACAAGGAUGUAGUUAUCAAAUUACUUCUAUAUGAAGCAUCCACUAAUGUGGCAGACAAUAAAGGGUAUUUUCCCAUACACUUGGCUGCUUGGAAAGGAGAUGUAGAAAUUGUGAAGAUUCUUAUCCAUCAUGGGCCAUCACAUUCCAGAGUGAAUGAACAGAACAAUGAAAACGAAACAGCUUUGCACUGUGCAGCACAGUAUGGACACUCAGAAGUGGUAGCUGUUCUGCUGGACGAACUAGCAGAUCCUACAAUAAGAAACAGCAAAUUAGAAACUCCAUUGGAUUUGGCAGCUUUAUAUGGCCGACUGCGAGUGGUAAAGAUGAUAAUCAAUGCAUAUCCAAACUUGAUGAGCUGUAACACAAGGAAACAUACCCCUUUGCACCUUGCUGCACGUAAUGGCCACAAAGCUGUUGUACAAGUGCUUCUAGAGGCUGGAAUGGAUGUCAGCUGCCAAACAGAAAAAGGGAGUGCACUGCAUGAAGCUGCUUUGUUUGGAAAGGUGGAUGUGGUACGCAUUCUGCUAGAAAGAGGAAUUGAUGCUAACAUUAAGGACAGUUUGAGUAGAACUGUUUUAGAUACUCUUAAAGAACAUCCUUCUCAGCAGUCACUCCAAAUUGCUGCACUACUUCAAGAAUACACGGAAACAGGAAAUGCAAGAGUUCCAGAAGAACCGUUAGAGGAAUGCCCAGAGCCUACUUAUCAGUCCUGUACUUUGUCUCCAGAAGUUUCCCCAUCACAGAAGACUAAAAGUGAAGCAGUGACUGGAGAGUUAUCAAAGCUAUUAGAUGAAAUCAAACUGUGCCAAGAAAAAGAUUAUUCAUUGGAAGAGCUGUGCAAUACAGUAUCAGAACAUUACUUGGACAAUGUUAGCAAAGUAUCAGAAGAAGAACCAGUGAUGAAUGGAAGUCAAGCCAAACAUAACAUAAGACCAUCUUCAACAAAUCUGUCACCAGCAGAAGAGGAAGAAGAAGAAGGAGGUGAAAGUUGUGGACCUACUGGAUUGUGGGAAGCUCUGACACCCUGUAAUGGAUGCAGGAAUCUUGGAUUUCCCAGUCUUACUCAGGAGUCAUUUCCAAAGAAGAGGAGUUAUACACUGGAAGCAGUGCCAUCUGCUUCUUCUGAAACAUUUUCUGCAGAAAAUGAGAAUGAUCUCUGUGAUUUUCUAGAUGCAGCAGUUACAAAGAAACCUUGUUCUUUAGAAAUAUCAAGAGGACCUUCAACAAGAACAGAUAAUGCACCUCAAGUAGCAAUUAUUGCACCAGGUACUGGUAACCAUAGAAACAGUUCAACAGGCCCAACACCUGACUGCUCUCCUCCCUCACCAGAUACUGCACUGAAAAAUAUAGUGAAAGUUAUCCGACCUCAGCCCAAGCAACGGACAUCAAUAGUGUCAGCCUUUGAAUUUCACCGAUCAAAUCACAGCCAUGAUUGUUUUGAAAUCAACUCCUCCAUUGGAUAUGCAAGCUUUACUUCCAGUCCUCCAAUCAGUCCAGCUAACUAUUCCAUUGGAUCAGUAGAGGGCAGCAUUGAAGAUAAUGACAUUCCAG
Messenger RNA from Gekko japonicus, 1762 nucleotides. Its product is annotated as ankyrin repeat and sterile alpha motif domain-containing protein 1B-like. Lineage: Eukaryota; Metazoa; Chordata; Lepidosauria; Squamata; Gekkonidae. Gene Ontology annotation, cellular component: cytosol. The annotation marks the transcript as partial. Gene Ontology annotation, molecular function: protein binding. The transcript has 12 exons. The record is from RefSeq and is a predicted model, not a curated record.